UAAAUUUAUGUCCGCGACGAUGCCUCCAAGUGAAAUUUGGAAAUACUAUAUAAAAAUAGACAAAGCGACAGCACGCUGUAAGAUUUGUGGUGUAAUAGUGAACAGUUUCGGGAACACAGUGAACUUGUGGAAUCACCAAGAAAGAAAACAUAACCUUCAACGAGAAAAUCAAAAGCGUAAACGCAGUAUAACUAUAUCAUCGACAUCCUCCAGUACUAAAAGUGAUGAAGAUCCAGAUGUUCCCAGUCCACUGAGUCCACUGGCGACAGAACAGGCAUCUAAUAAUGACAUUAUUAUUUGCUCAUCACAUUUGAAUUUAAUUCGAUUUAUUUUAAACUUAUUUUUUAUUUUCAUCGCACAGAUACAGACCAUAACAGAUUAUAAUCCUUCUCUUUUAUUUAAUACCAGUAGUACAAGUACUAGAAAUACUAGCACUGUCCUUACAAAUAAUCCUCCUCCUACAAAGACAGUUAAAUCUAACAUUCGUAACUUGACAUUGAUAGAAACUUUACAGAAGGCCAAGCCAUUUUCAGAAAGUGGACAUAUGACUAGAACAUUAAAUGAAGCUCUGAUGUUUAUGGUUAUAAAAGACCACUUACCUCUUGACUUUGUUGAAGGGCCUGGAUUCAAAUACUUUUCAAAGAAAGCAAUACCUCUUUAUAAAGUACCAAGCAGGAGGACUUUUACAAGACUACUUGAUGCCAAAUACGAUAUUCUUAGUGCCCGUAUGCAGGAUAUAUUUACUAAAGUUCAACGGUUUAAUCUGACUGCCGACAUAUGGACCGAUAAGCAUACCAACAGCUAUCUUGGCGUCACGGUGCAUUUCCUAUCAGGAUGUGAAAUGAUAACAGCAACAAUUAGCGUCACACCUCUGGAUGCACCUCACGACAUCCAGUACAUCUCGAAAAUGUUAGAGAAAACGUGUCAUGAAUGGGACAUAGACAAAGACAAGAUUAAACAUAUUGUCACUGACAAUGCAGCUAACAUUGUCGCGGCAACAAAAAAUGUAUUUGGCCCUUUCAAACAUGUAGGUUGUUUUGCACAUAUGUUAAAUCUAGUGACUGAGAAAGCUAUUGAGGCAACCCCUGGCCUUAGUGAUUUGAUCAACAAAGUAAAGUCAAUAGUAACUUUCUUUAAACACAGCGUUAACGCCUCUGAUCAGCUUAAAGCGAUCCAAUUGCAAAACGGCCGUACAGAGGGCACUUUGCUUAAGUUGAUACAAUCAGUAUCCACUCGCUGGAAUUCAACAUUUGCUAUGAUUGAUCGAUUCAUUGAGUUGAGUGAUAUCGUGGGAACAUUACUUUUGAAGUAUCAAAAUGUAAACAUGCUCAGUGGAAACGAACUAUUGGAGCUGAAAGAAUUGAGUCGCGUUCUUAAACCAUUUGAUCAUGCAACAAGAGACUUGAGCUCAGAAAAAACUACUUCUAUUAGUAAGAUAAUCCCAAUGAUAAAUCUUAUGAAACAGCUUCUAGUCAACAUCGAAGUGCCUGUUGACGCGAGCGUGACUAUUGCUUUGAAGAAGCAGCUUGUGAAACAAAUAGAUAUACGUUUUGGCCAAGCUGAAAAUGUAGAAACAUUUGCGUUGGCAACCAUAUUAGACCCUCGCUUCAAGAAAAUGUACUUUCGUGAAUCCCUCGCUCAUGCCAGAGCAGUAUCCAAACUCACAGCUAAGAUUACGGAGAUGCAAAGGACAGAGGCAAAAUUGGUAGCAGAGCCGUCAACCCUAGUUAUGGCCAGUGAUGUUGAAAACCUAUGGAGUCUGCAUGACAUUAUGGUGGCUAGCACCAGCUCGCAAGAGUUGAACAAUUUUAGUGACAAUUCUGAAGAAUUAAGAUUAUAUUUAAACAGCCCUCUUGCUACUCGUGAUACGAACCCGCUCCAAGUCUGGGAGACUUUGAAAGAGAUGUAUCCUCAUCUAUAUCAGAUAGCUCGAGAUUAUCUGUCCAGAGUUGCCACUUCUGUUCCAGCAGAAAGACUAUUUUCGAAGGCCGGUUCAACGGCCACUGAACGACGGAACAGGCUUACUGGCAAGCGUCUUUCAAAGUUGCUUUUCAUGGCUUCACUGGAGGAAUCUUUUUUCUUUUAA
Messenger RNA from Trachymyrmex cornetzi, 2086 nucleotides. Its product is annotated as zinc finger BED domain-containing protein 4-like. The transcript is spliced from 4 exons. Gene Ontology annotation, molecular function: protein dimerization activity; DNA binding. Bases 8 to 2086 code for a protein of 692 amino acids. The record is from RefSeq and is a predicted model, not a curated record. Lineage: Eukaryota; Metazoa; Arthropoda; Insecta; Hymenoptera; Formicidae.